Messenger RNA from Sciurus carolinensis (gray squirrel), 480 nucleotides. RefSeq names its product M-phase phosphoprotein 6-like. Gene Ontology annotation, biological process: maturation of 5.8S rRNA. NCBI's taxonomy places the organism in Eukaryota, Metazoa, Chordata, Mammalia, Rodentia, Sciuridae. The transcript has a single exon. The coding region runs from base 1 to 480 and encodes 159 amino acids. The record is from RefSeq and is a predicted model, not a curated record.
AUGGCGGCCAAAUGCAAGACCAAGUUGUCCAUGCUGCGCAUGAAGUUCAUGCAAAGGGGGCUGGACUCAGAAACCAAGAAACAACUAGAAGAGGAAGAAGAGAAGAUCAUCAGUGAAGAGCACUGGUACUUGGAUUUGUCAGAGCUUAAAGAGAAAGAGAGUGUCACAAUAGAGGAGCAGAGUUUCUUGUUAUGGGAAGAUCUUCUCUAUGGAAGAAUAUCUUUCAGAGGAUUUAAUCCCAAAGUUGAGAAAUUGAUGCUUCAGAUGAAUGCUAAGAGCAAAGUAGAGGAAGAAAAUAAAGUCAAAGUAGUAAAGUGUGAUGUAUCAGAUGAGGAAAUGGCUAGAAGAUACAAGACUUUGGUGGAGACAAUUGGAAAAAGUUUGCCAAGAAGAGAGACCAUGCCAAUUACAAAGGAAGAUGGAAAUGGAGACAUAAAACCAUUUAAAACAAAGAAGAUGUUCUUAAAGUUCCAAGAUUAA